UGUAAUAUGGCGUCCAGUCAACUGUCAGGGAAUGUUGGACAGUUCAACUAAAGUUGCCCAUUUCCUCGAUAUUGAUUGCCCGUGCGCUGACGCACUCCAUCCGCAUAUGCAUUGAUGGUAAUGCAUGCAAGGAAACAGCCCAGACUCAGUGAUGGGUAUACAGAUAAGAGAGACUCCCAUCUGUACCAGUCAUCCCAGUACCCAUCCAAAAGUAAAGGUGAAGGGUACAGACAAACAGACAGAUACAAACGUGAAUCUUCAUACGACAGAGCCAGAGAUAGUCCAUCACGUGAUAGUCCCAGAUAUCACAACAAAAACUCUUAUAUUGAGAGGACUAAAGAAAGACUUGACAAAGGAUCAAGUAAUGUCAAUCAUACAUCCAGAUCAAAUGAUAGAAGUCAGAAUGGAGCACAUUUCAAGUCAAAUAGCCAAGACAACAGAGAUAAGAAGACUGAGCUUACAAAAACUGCCCUUCGAGUAUGUGGUGAUUGGUCAGAGCACAUCAGUACCUCAAAACAUACAAUGGGAAAAAAGUAUUACUACAAUAGCAAGACUGAAGAAUCAACAUGGACUAAGCCUAAAGAAUGGGUUGAUGAACCAGCGAACAGGCCAAGAACAAGUACAUCAAAUGAUAAAUCUUAUACAUCCAGCAAAUCUGCUGAUGUGUAUAAUUCCACACACAAUGAUAACAGGACUUCAGACAAGAACUCACUUAAAAACUCUGACUUUGAUGCCGGUAGUGGAAAACCUGACAAACAGUUUCUUAUUAAAAAAUUUCAAGAAAGUCAGAUCGACUAUCGGACUAGUCAGCCUUCUUCUUCUCAUAGAAGUGACUAUUCUAAAUUGGAUCAUAGACGAGAUAGUUAUGACCAUAAUAGGCGAAGACGAGACAGUGAAGGAAACAGGUCAUAUGGACAUCGGACUCCAAAAAAACAUGAGCAUCAUGAGGAUAUGGACAUAUCACCCAGUAGUACACCUACCAGUUCUCGACAGUCUAGUUGUGCUGGUACCCCACAGCUAGGACCAGUAUCCACGCCAGCCUCCGUCACCACUCCUGGAUCACUUAACCUGUCGUCAAGGAUACCAAGUACUAGUACUUCAGGCCCUUUAAUAUCAGCUCUGCCACAAUUAAUUACACAACUCAGUGGUGUCCAAAACAAUCAGGACUUAACAAAUAAAGCAUUGCAGACAUUACAUCAGUUGCAGGAGGUGAUAAAAAGACAAAUUGCACAACAACAGACUCCAGGUUCUGAUGGUCACACCCCGGUUACUUCGCAACAGCAACCACAUCCAGCCACAAGGAGUGCUCCAAUUCAAAUCCCAAUCACAUCAACCCAGCCCUCAAUGAAUAGAACACAUCCCCAACAGACAAUAUCAAAUCCUCACCUUCAAAUGUCACAUGUGGUCCAAAACCAGGGAUCAAUUUAUGGCCGAGUCAUGUCACAGCAACCAACACCUCCUAUGAAUGGAAGGAUGCAUGUCCAACAGCCUUCCCCUAAUAUGAGAAUGGUAACGCAACAACAUCCAUCACCGCACCUAGAUAUGUUGCAAGAGAUAUCUAUGGAGGGAGGUCACAUGACAUCACAUCAUUUUCCUGUAAAAGAAGAUGACAGGACAGGGGGAGAAAGUCCAGCAUCAGAUACUAGCAGAAGAUCAUCAUGCAUGAGUCCAAAUAGUACAACAAGUUCCCAGAAUGCAUGUGUAGAGGCUGGUCCACUAACAAACAUGGGUGUUACUAAAGAUCCAGCAGCUGAUAUGAUGAACUCUUUAAAACAAUAUUACAAUGAAAACUUAGUUAGCCAUGUGUCUGGCUGGCAGGCUGAACAUGCAGAAAGACAGGCAAAUAGAUAUUGGGAAGAGGGUUUAAAGAUUGGUAGUUUUCAUUGUAGUCAAGUUAGUGUCAAUUUAAAGAGAGCUAGAUCAUUAGUUAGACUGGCUGAAAUACAAUCGACACUUCAUGAACAAAGGAUCCUGUUUUUAAAUCAACAAGUUCAUCAGUUAGAAGGCAUGAAGCCGCCAUCAUUUUCCUCAUCACAGCCGUUCACGUCAUCAUCACAGUAACAUGUAAUAUAGUGUGUAUGAAUGUGUCCAAUGGUCAGAUAAAGAAAUAACAGACUCAACUUCAAAUUAUUUUGUGUUUAAUAUCAGACAUUUAUUUUCUGUAAGAUGUUGUUCCAUCUCAUCAAUGAAUGUUUUGGUAAGGUAACACUUUUUUGUCAGUUAACAUGAAUUUGACUAUUGUAAUAAAUAA
Mytilus californianus (California mussel) is the source of this 2251-nucleotide messenger RNA. RefSeq names its product WW domain-containing adapter protein with coiled-coil homolog. Gene Ontology annotation, biological process: regulation of autophagy; positive regulation of TORC1 signaling. The transcript has 13 exons. Gene Ontology annotation, cellular component: nucleus. The record is from RefSeq and is a predicted model, not a curated record. Gene Ontology annotation, molecular function: RNA polymerase II complex binding; chromatin binding. The coding region runs from base 115 to 2061 and encodes 648 amino acids. NCBI's taxonomy places the organism in Eukaryota, Metazoa, Mollusca, Bivalvia, Mytilida, Mytilidae.